AUGACGGCUCCCUACCCUGGAUACGCUCCUUAUCCUCUUCGCGAGCCUUUCGAGUACUUCGUUACCGAUAGGAUGGUUCUUCAUGCUGCUGCUCUCUGUCGCCCUGAUGGCGCGGUCCCUUUCGUCCCUCUCGACACCGAGCUUGCCCCCUUCUACGAGGAUGAGUGUUUUUCCUGGAUCGUGCAUUAUUCCGAUGAUUCCAGGGUCAUGGUGAAAGUCCCGAUCAUGAAUUACGCAGAUGACGAUAAAAACUAUGCCAUCAUCGAAAGGAUGAAAUGUGAAUCUGAGAACCUACUCUUCCUGGCGAGACGGAAUUACCCAUGGUCACCUCGUCUGAUCUACUUCACGGACAAGUUCGAGGGUAGCGCCAUCAAUCAUCCCUACAUGAUCCACACCCUGCCCCCUGGAGAUAGACUGCAAUGGACCAACACAUUCCCAACUGACAAGGCGAGUCGGGAGAAAGUUCUGGGCCAGCUUGCUCAGAUCAUCUUCGAUCUUGUCCUGGUCGAUCAGAAGUUGAAUCUUGCUACCACGCCCCUGGAAUGGUUGAAAGAAGUGAUCGACAAGGAGAUAUUCCGUUCGCUCCGAGGCUUGAACUACGGAUAUCAGAUCAACACUUUUGAUUGCAUGGUCCUUCGAAUCCUCGCCCCCAGACUCUUGGAAGGAAAGACGACCAGCCGGAUCUUUGCUCUCUCACAUGAGAAUAUUGCCGCUCACAAUAUUUUCAUUGACGACAACUUCAACAUCACGGGUCUGCUGGAAUGGGGAGACCUCAAGAGCAUCCCUCUGCGCUUCGCCCUGCGCUUCCCCAAGCUUCUGAUGAUUUUCCAGAAGCAACAAUGCCCAAUCAUGCCGUCCUUCAUGCGCCCAUGGGUCAAGGAGUAUCUGGAGGUCCCAGCCAUCAUGCAAGCCGAUCGAACUCACUUCAUCUCCCGUUUGCAGUACGAAUUCGCAACCCGGGCGACUCCCUUUUCGAUUGGUCAUCUCUCACCAACGGGAUGGGAAAUGAUGUGCUGGGACCUCCACCUCGUGGACUGGAGUCACAUGAUGGUCGAGGCAAUCUUCCACCGGUCGACCCUUUUGAUGAUGGCAAGACACCAAUUCUUCGCAGCUUGCCUUCCUGGGUGCCGGACUGGGAAUAUUGCCACCAUCAUGCCCGACAUGAUGAUCCGCCACGAGGCCUGGCAGUUCUUCUGCGACAACUACCGGUACCUCAACCCAUGGGCGAGGGGAAAUGCAACGAUCAGCAUGAUGCGCCUGGCCAUCGAGAGAGAAAUGCAAUGGAAUUUCACCUUGAUGGCGCUGAUGGAAGCAUUUGGUAGCCACCCGUUCUGGGGAGUCCGAGGCGGUUACCGCCUCUAG
Messenger RNA from Penicillium daleae, 1362 nucleotides. RefSeq lists its product as uncharacterized. The record is from RefSeq and is a predicted model, not a curated record. Lineage: Eukaryota; Fungi; Ascomycota; Eurotiomycetes; Eurotiales; Aspergillaceae. The transcript is spliced from 3 exons. Bases 1 to 1362 code for a protein of 453 amino acids.